UCGAGAGGCACCAAAGAGAGAGGAGAGACGAGUGGGAUCCACAAGGUGAGAAAGACACGCACCAAGAAGGAGUAAGAGAGAGAGAGAGAGAGAGAGAGAAUUUAGUUUCCCUGACUCCACUCAACCUCCAGGAUGUUUAAGAAAAAGGAGAGCAAGGAUGGUACGCUCAAGUCCACGGCCAAGACGAGCAAGUCCCAGCCCAGCCCCUUGGCCGUGCUGGUCAUCCAGAUGCAAAAGGAUGCCGACACAGUGGAGAAAGACUUGCUCAAGUCUGAGGAACUGCUGGCUGUGGAAAUUGAGAAUGACAAGAAAGACCUGCCCCACCAGCAUCAGGUUGAGUUAUCCAACAGGCUGGGUGAGGUUGAGGGCUUGUUGAAUAAGCUCUUCCUGGACCUCGACAAAGCCAAGAAGGCCCAUCAUCCUCAGGCCAGAGAGAUGGAGAGCGAUGUCCUGCUGCUCCACGAGCGCUGGUUGAAGGACUCUGGCAUCUACCGAGACAUCUUUGAGCAGGUGGAAGACGUGUCGCGGAUGCCCAGAAUCGACUGGGGGCCCGUUUUCAAUGAGAAGCAAAAACUGGUGAACGUGGAGGAGUACGGCCCCAGCAUGGCAGACCUGGAGAAGCAGGUUGCCGCCCACAACAUCCUGCACAAAGAGGUGGAGGCCUACAACUCCCAGCUCUGCGUCAGCUCGGCAGGCAGCAAGGAGAAAUAUGAGGAGCUGAAAAAGCAGUACACCAAUCUACUGGAAAACUCCAAGUGGCGCCGUCACUACCUGAACAGCCUGUACGAAUAUAUGAACGGCUGCAACAAAGAACUGGUGUUCCUUGGAGAAGAGCAAGAUAAGAUCAAAAAGCAGGACUGGAGUGACCGCAUGGUGGACCCACCUGAUGUCCGAAGGCAGUACGAGAACUUCAAGAACAACAGCCUGCUGUCCCACGAGAGCAAGGUGAACCAACUGCAGGACGAUGGAGAAAGACUCAUUGGACUGAAGCACCCAGCCAGCGACACUAUACAAGCUCAGAAAGACGGCGUUCGAAACGAGUGGCAGAAAUUCCUCAAUCUCUGCAUUUGUCAAGAGACACACUUGGAUAGUGUGGAGGAAUACAAAAGGUACCAAAUGGAGACUGAGCAGCUUUCAGAGACGCUGUCCAAACUCAACAAGAGCCUGGACCCCAACACCAUCAGCAAAAAAAGCACAGCAGAGACAUUGAUGCUGCUCCAGGCCGAGGAGAACGUGGUACAGAACAGUGAGCAACAGCUGGCCGACCUGAGGAGACGCAGCACAACCAUCGCUCCGCUGAAGCUCCGACGCAACACCCCCAACCGAUCCAUCACAGUGGAAUCCCUGUGUGACUGGGAGACGGAGAAGGAUACUUUGGAAAGAGGCGAGAAGUUCUCCUUGAAAUCUAACUCGGACGUAAACUGGGCCGUGACCUCCAGUGACGGGGUCACAAAAACCUUCCCUGGGGUUUGCUUCCAGAUUCCGCCUCCUGAUCCAGAGGCCAUCGACAAAGUAGACUUGUUGGGCAGUGAACUGACAGACAUCAAGAAGAGGAGAGCUACUCUGGCGGCAUCGCUGAAGAAUCACAAAUACGAGGCCUCCAAGUCCCAAAAAUCAGCCCCAGUGUCCGCUGCCCCGCUGGAUCCCAAAGUGAAGGCGCUGUCUCAGCAGCUGGACAAGCUGGACGGUGACCUGACCAGCGCUGAGGAGAGCAUGCUGAGUCGCCUGCGAGCCCCGCUGAGCCGCGCCGACCCGGCCGGAGAUCUGGCCAAGAGGCUGCGGGAACAAGAGGAAGCCGCCAGGGUCCUGAAGGCUCUGGAGCAGCAGAAGCAGGCAGCGGAGGCCGACAUGCGACCCCUGCUGUCCAAAGACGCCAACGGUACCUCCACCCAACUGCCACUGAAGCUGAGCGAUGCCAACAACAAGCAUAACAGCAUCACAGCACUCGCAGACCUCUACACCAAGAAAGCUAAGGCUUCCCUGGAGCUGGAGAGUCAGAUUAAGCGGACGGACGGCCUGGUCUCUGGAUUUGAGAAAAGGCUGAGUGCCGAUGGUCCAAUCCCCGAUGUGCCAAGUGUAAUCCGAGCCCGCACCGAGGACAUUCGGGACCAGCGAAAAUCUGUGGCGGCGGCUCAGGACGACAUGAAGAAGCUAAGCAAGGAUCUGGAGACCACGGAGCAGCUGUGCAGCUCUCUGCAGCAGGGCUACCAGGAGUACUGCCCUGACAUCCAGCGCCAGAGGACAGAGGUCAAGAAGCUGCAGUCCCGCUACGCCAACGUGGACAUCCAGCUGAAGGAGAGAGAAAACAUCUUACAAGAAGCUGGACCCAAGAACCAAGAGUUUCAAAGUACAUCCAAAUCCGUGAAGUCUUUCCUGGAAAACCUGCCCCAGAACACAAUAGACUCCAAUGACAGUCUGUCUCAGGUCACUGCCAAGGAGAACUCACAAAAGAGGGUUACGGACGACCUGAAGAGAAAGGGAGAUGACAUCGACAGAGUGACUGACCUGUCUCAAGACCUGCAGAGUCUCCUCAAUGAUUACGAGCUCAACGUUAACAAAUACAACAGUACACUUAAGGAUGGAGCCACGGUUGCCAAGAAACCUGGUACCAUCACACUGGCUGAUUCUGUUCAAAAACAGGAAAGGGAUCUGGUCAACCAAUACGCUGAGGCAACAGCAGAAAACACCCAACGCCAAAAACAGAUGGGGUUGGCAAAGAAUCUCAUUGUACAAAAUGAAGAGAAAGUCCAACUGGUGGCCCAUCAACAAGUGCAGCUUGAAAGCCAGCAAAAGAGUGCUUUUGAUCUGGGCAGUGUGUCUAAAGAGCUGGACGAAGAGAAGGAGAGGAAAGCUCACGCCGAGGCAGACCUGAGAACCUUCAAAGACCGGUUGACUUCGCUGAAGAGUCGCAGAGGAGUUGAGCGUGUUGAGGAAAAAGAAGUCCUGCAGUACUACCGUGACCCAAAACUUGAAAAGGAUUUGUCUGACCUUCAGAAAACACUGCGUGAAGAGUCCUCCAGACGUAGCACCAUCCAUUCUGAGGUUGAGGUGUUCAACAAGAAAAUUGUCAUCGUGGAGGAAAGCCUCAAGAACACGCCAUCCAAACUGUUGACCAGAGAGGUGACAGAGUUUGAGAGAGAUCCUCAGCUGGACGUAGAUGCCGCUAAGAUGAGAGACGAGAUAGCGAGGAUGAGAGAUGAAGUUCGAGUGACCGAGGGGGAACACAUUCAGAUGAAGACAGAAGUCACGAUUCUGCAGCAGAAGAAACCAACCAUCAAGGAGAAGGUGGUUAAGAAGGAAGUGCUGAAAGUGGAACAGGACCCGCAGAUGCUGAAAGCGGUGCGGACAUUUGAGAUGGAAAUUUCUGAGGAAAACAACAAGAUGAAGCUCAUUAAUGAUGAAAUCUUCCAGACGAGGAGCCAGAUCAAUGCACUGGAGAGACUGAUUCCUAAUAUCAAACCAAAGGUCAUCACCAAGGAACUGAAAACAAUUGAGCAAGACCCCGAGCUCAUCAUUGAAUCCAAGCGCCUUGAAGCAAGCUUGGAGGAAGAGAGGGUUGCAAACAACUCCUUAUUCAAAGAGGUGACAGAGCUCCACAAUCGCUUCCAAGAAGUUCAAGGCUGGAAGACAAAAGUUGAGACGAAGGAAAUCGUCAAUGAGAUCUACCGCAUAGACCCCAGCACGGAGGUGGAGAUAAUGCGGCUCAGGAAGGACCUGCAAGACUUGAGCAAGCAGCGCUCCGAUCUGGAGAGAGAGAUCACCCAGAUUACCACCGAUGUGACUAUCCUCCGCUCUCAGAAGCCCAAGAUAGAGACGAAGGAAGUUCUCCAAGAGGUGGUGAAGGAGGAAAGGAGCCCGGAAAACGAGAGAGAGAUACAGAAGCUAAAUGAUCAGGUGAACCAUUUGCACACCACCUACAACUCCCUCCUGGACCAGGUGACACUUCUCAGACAAGAUAGAGAUCAAUGGAAGACUGAGAAGUCCAAGAUUGAGACAAAGGUCCUAACCAGAGAGGUCAUCAAGUAUGAACAGGAUCCUCUGUUGGAAAAAGAAGCUGACCGCUUGAGACGCGUUGUGCGGGAAGAGGCGCAGCUGCGUCGCAACACUGAAGAGAUGGUGUUUGACCUGCAAAACAAAUACAUCCUGUUGGAGAGGCAGAGGCCUGAAGAGAAAGUGGUGGUGCAGGAGGUUUUGCGUUUACAGAAGGACCCCAGGCAGCAGUUUGAGCACGAGAAGCUCGGCAGGAACCUGGAUGAAGAACUAAAGGCCCGCCGUCAACUAGAUCUGGAGUUGCAGCAGCUAAGAACAAAAGUGGAAGACACAGAAAGGAUCCUCAGGGAGAGCACUGAGCACCAAAAGAGGGUUCAAGCCGAGUCUGAGCUCAGAGAGAUCCGUCUACGCAUCACACAGCUGGAAAAUGCCCCGCCUCCCGUUGAGGAAAGUAUCGUUGUCGAGGAGGUACUGAAGGUCGAAAGAGACCCGAAAUUGGAGAGGUUGACAUCGGGCAUUCGGUCAGACAUGGACAAGGAAACCAGCGACAUUCUGCGUUGCCAGAGAGAAAUCCGUAACAUUACCCUGAGGCUUGAGAUCCUGCAGAGGGAGAAGUCAGGCGAGAAGACCGUGUACAAAGAGAUUGUACGCGUGGAGAAAGACCAGGUCGUCGAAGCCGAGAGGGACCGCCUGAGGGUGCAGGCGUCUCAGCAAAGAUUCUCCAGACAGGACACAGAGGUUCAAAUCAAACGUCUCACUGACAAAAUCAACUUUCUGAUGAGCAACAAAUCCAGCUCCUCCAGAGAGGAGACGGCCCUGAUUUUGCAAAGAGAUGAAGCACAGAGGGAGAAGGACAACCUUACCCGGGAGCUCAGGACACUCGAGGCCUCGAAACACGACAUCGGCCUGUCUUUCCAGCAGCAGAGCAGGCUGAUGAGCGAGAGAACCCAGAUGAGCAGGAAGAAAAGCAUAAUGAUGGGCUCCGACACUCAGCGCCUGGAGAGGGAGAUCCUGGACGAGAAAGACAAGAUCCAUCAGCGAGACAGCCUCAUCCGGGACCUUCUGCAGAAUGUGCAGAAAGAGGAGCAAGCGGAGACAAGGACCAAAGAGACCAACGUCUCCACCAAAAUCACCAUUCUGGACCCAGAAACAGGCAAAGACAUGUCCCCGUACGAUGCCUACACGCAGGGCCUGAUUGAUCGUCAACAGUACGUUCAUCUGCAGGAGCUUGAGUGCGACUGGGAGGAGAUCACUUCCCUGGGACCCGAUGGGGAGACGUCUGUACUGCAGGAUCGCAAGAGCGGAAAGCAGUACUCCAUCAAAGACGCCCUGAGGGGGGGCCGGCUGACAGAAAAAGAACUGCAACAGUACAAAACGGGCAAGAUUCCCAUCUCAGAGUUUGCCCUGCUGGUCGCAGGGGACAAUAAGAAGCAACCGGAGAUGAACUCGAUCCGCAUGUCCAGCACAAACACACUCAACUCAACCCCCACUGCCAAAAAAGUCUUCCCAGUUGCCGGGAUAAUGGAUGCAAACACUGAAACCUGCUACACAAUACGCAACGCCACCAUGAACAAACUGAUCGACCCGAACACCGCCCAAAAGCUCUUGGAGGCUCAGGCAUCAACAGGCGGAAUCAUCGACAUCAGCAACAGUCAGCGUUACACCGUUAACAAGGCAGCAGCCAGAGGCCUCAUCGAGGACAGUCAUCUCCAGAGGCUGCUUAAUGCACAAAAGGCCUUCACUGGCGUUGAAGACCCCAUGACCAAAGAGCGCUUGUCUGUAGGAGAAGCUGUUCAGAAGGGCUGGAUGCCCAAGGACACCGCCAUUCACUACAUGGAGGCGCAGCACCUGACGGGAGGGCUGAUCAAUCCCAACAGCGGCCAACGGGUGAGCAUCUUUGACGCCAUGGGGUCCAAAAUGAUCGACGGCACGAUGAUGAGGGAGCUGCAGUCCGAGUCGACCUACCCCAAGGAUAUUGUAGACCCCGUCACAAACGAGAAGAUCAGCUACAAACAAGCUCUGGAUCGCUGUAAGAAAGACCCCGUGUCAGGCUUACCAAUGCUGCCUGCCUCCUCCAAAGAGUCUGGUUACUUCUCUAAUAGAUACGCAAAAUUCUAGACAUGUUUACAACAUAGUUAUCCGGUCUGCUGAUUCGUGUGGUAAAAAAUUCCAUCCACACAUAAAUGUAAAUGUACAUUUUGCCUCAGGAAAAGUCUUCUACUGCUUUCUGUCCCCAAAAUGAUUGCUGCUGUGUUGCUCUUGUUUACCAAACAUGUCGGAGUGGGCAUAUGUUUUUUUGAUUUAAUAUAAAACCAGAAUAUAAAUGCUGUGUAUCUUUCAUGUUAUUGUUUUAUUAGGGACACUGGGAAAAGGUGCAAUGCUAUUUACAAAGAGUGAUUUUAUUCUGUAUUACUCAUGGGCUGUCCUUGAAACUGUUGACUUUAAACUCAAUCUUGAUUCUCACUUUCACAGCUGUGAAGUCUUUUUUCAAUAAAACAAAUACCCAUCUCAACAUUUA
Molecule: messenger RNA, 6508 nt
Organism: Pungitius pungitius (ninespine stickleback)
Lineage: Eukaryota; Metazoa; Chordata; Actinopteri; Perciformes; Gasterosteidae
Gene: evpla
Product: envoplakin a
Exons: 22
Coding region: 133-6108 (1991 amino acids)
Biological process (GO): intermediate filament cytoskeleton organization; wound healing
Cellular component (GO): membrane; intermediate filament; cytoplasm
Molecular function (GO): structural molecule activity; cadherin binding
Source: RefSeq, a predicted model, not a curated record